AUGGCGCCGGAAAAGGAACACCUGUACGACCCCGUCGUCCCCAUACCGACCUACGAUGAAGCCGUCGCCGGCACAAGCCGCUCGGCCUUCGAGGCCGAGUGGACCCCCGUCGACCACGCCGACCACCACGACGAGGCAGAGGGCCACUCGCUCCUGACCUCCCGCCCGGCGACCUCCUCCGCCUCCUCCUCCUCCGCCCGCCGCCCCGACGGCUACCGACCCCCGACCGUCGAGACGGACGACGAGGACGACCUGUGCGGCUCGCUGUCGGACUCGGAUGCGGACUCGGAGGCCGCCGAGGUGCGCCGCGAGAUGCAGGAGAUGGAGAUCGUUGACGCGGACGCGGACGCGGAUCACCGCUCGCGCAACCUGUCGUCCAUAUGGGGCAAGCGCAUCGGCUUCGCCCUGUCGCUGCCGCAGUGGCGCUGGAGGUGGCGGUGGCGCCUGCCGCGGAUGCGCAUCCGCCUGGGCGAGGACCGCGGCGGGGGCCGAGGCGGCGGCGCGGGGGCGGCGGAGGAGACGCCCCGGAGAUCGUGGUGGCCGGCCAUGUCGUUGCCGUCGAUCAACGGUACGGGUUCGCUGAUUAUCUUCGGGAGGAUGCUGGCUGUCGUGCUGUUGGUCGGGUUUCUCUACCUGCUUUUCCUGAGCGACCUCUUCGCGAAUAUGGCGAGGCGAAUGGGGAGCCAGAUGUUCGAUCCCGAGAGCGUGAGGGUGCAUGUGCAGAGCAUGGUGGACCCGAGCAGGAUACGGGAGAAGAUGGAGCAGCUCACGGGCUACGCCCACGUUGCGGGCACGGCGGGGGACUACACCUUGGCAACCGGCAUCAAGAACGACUUUAUCGAGUACGGCCUGGAGGGCGUCAAGGUCGACAAGUACUACGUCUACCUGAACUACCCGACGGCCGCAGGGCGGGCGGUGGAGAUACUGGGGCCGGACGGCAAGCCCACCUGGUCGGCAGCGGUGGAAGAGCCCAACGUCGGCAGCCAGACAACCGGAAACCAGACCCUGGCGUUCCACGCGCACUCCAAGUCCGGCGAUGCCAAGGGCCCCCUGAUCUACGCGAAUUACGGCUCCCGCGAGGACUUCAAGAUGCUCCUCGACAAAGGAAUCGACACCAAGGGCGCCAUUGCUCUCGUCAGGCAGGGGGGCCCGUACGGAGACGUCGGGUCCAAGGUGAAGGCCGCCGAGCUGGCCGGGUUUGCCGGCUGCAUUACCUACACUGACCCCGCGGAUGACGGUUUCGUCAAGGGACGAACCGCACCCGACGGUCGAUGGCUGCCCGGAGACGCGGUCCAGAGGGGCUCAGCCAGCCUGACGAGCAUGAUCCUUGGUGAUCCCCUGACGCCGGGCUGGGAGAGCGAGAACAACCUUCCGCGACUCACUCCGGAUAAGUCUCCCGCAUUGGUCAAUAUCCCAAGCUUGCCUCUGUCGUGGAAGGAUGCCCAGCCGCUCCUGCAGCACAUCAAGGGCUACGGCCAACCCACUCCCAAGGAAUGGGUUGGCGGAGUCCCCGACGUGGGCGAAUGGUGGAUUGGCAACCUCUCCUCGCCGGUCGUGCAUCUCAAGAACGAGCAGGAGGAGCUGCAGGAGAAGGCCAUCUGGAACGUCUACGGCCGCAUUGUCGGCAUGGAGCAAAGCUACAAGUCCAUCAUCAUCGGGAACCAUCGGGACAGCUUGACCUUCGGCGCGACGGGACCUCACUCGGGAACGGCCGUCAUGCUCGAGGUAGUACGCAUCUUUGGCGAUCUUGUCGCUCGGGGAUGGCGGCCGCUGCGCACGAUCCAGUUCAUGUCCUGGGACGCGGGCGAGUACAACCUCAUCGGGUCGACCGAGUACGUGGAGAAGCACAUCGACUCCCUCCGCGAGGACGCCUUCGCCUACAUCAACCUAGACACGGCCGUGACGGGAGACACUUUCCACGCCGCCGGGUCCCCCGUCUUCCGCAAGCUCGUGCUCCAGAUCCUCAACCGCGUCUCGGACCCCUACCAGAACACCACCCUGCGAGACCUCUUCGACCGCCGGGGCGGCCAGAUGGAGGGCCUCGGCGCCGGAUCCGACUACGCCGCCUUCCAGGCCAUCGCCGGCACGUCGUCGCUCGACCUCCGCUUCGAGGGCGGUGGGCACCCGCACGGCUCCAACUACGACACCUUUGAAUGGAUGAACACGGUCGGCGACCCGGGGUUCGUCUACCACACGCUGCUCGGCCAGGUCGUGAGCCUCCUCGUCGUCGAGCUGGCCGACCGCCCCAUCGUGCCCUUCGACAUGACCUCGUACGCCGACGCCCUCCGCGGUUACGUCGACGAGCUGGAGGAGUGGGCCCGCGGCAAGAAGAAGGGCGGUGGGAGAAAGCUCAACGUCGCCGCGCUGCGCGCCGCCGCAAACGAUGCGGCCAGCGCCGUCCGGAGGUUCAACCGGUGGGAGAUGAGCUGGGAGAACAGCGUCGUGGCGGCGAACCGGUGGGAGUCGGCGGGGCUCGGCAAGCGGAGGGGCGAGUACAACAACCGCAUGGCCAAGUUCGAGACGGACCUGCUCGAUCUGGAGGCGGGUGGCGGUAUCCCCAACCGCACCCAGUUCAAGCACGUCGUCUUCGGGCCGCAGCUCUGGAGCCCCCGCGACGUGUCCCUCUUCCCGGCCGUCCGCGACGCCGUCCUGGCCGGCGACUGGGACCUCGCCGACAAGACCGUCGAGAAGGUGGCUAGGAUCAUCGCCGCGGCCGCCAGGGCCCUGGUCGAGGAGGGCAAGGAGGAGUAG
Messenger RNA from Phialemonium atrogriseum, 2751 nucleotides. Its product is annotated as Zn-dependent exopeptidase. Lineage: Eukaryota; Fungi; Ascomycota; Sordariomycetes; Cephalothecales; Cephalothecaceae. Gene Ontology annotation, molecular function: carboxypeptidase activity. The record is from RefSeq and is a predicted model, not a curated record. The transcript has 2 exons. The coding region runs from base 1 to 2751 and encodes 916 amino acids.